ACGUUGAAAAACAACUCAAAGCAAAAAUUCUUGCUAUGCUUUCCCCAAUACAAAUAUUCCCUGUGGCUGUGUUAGACAUUAAGUCAUUAACUUAGCUCCAAAGUCCAAAUAUCAUUCUCUCUCUCUUUUUCUUCCCCACGCGUGCUUGUACGCAUGCACUAAAAUGUUUAGACUUAGCUGUGGUGGUCACCAUGAUUGAGCAUAUUUAAGCCAAACCGUAGAGAGAGAUAUAGAGAGAGUGUGUGUGUGUGUGUGUGCAUGCAGGUAAAAAUUAUUGCAUAAUGGACAAUAUGUGGGUUUUGUUAGUGACAACAAUUUUCUUGUCUACCAUAAUUCUCUACAAAAACAGGUUUAGACUCAGAUCAAAACACAGAAGUCCGCUUCCUUUAGGCACUCUUGGAUUGCCUUUUAUUGGGGAAACCAUUGAGUUUGUAUCUUGUGCUUACUCUGACCGUCCUGAGAGCUUCAUGGACAAACGUCGCAGCAUGUAUGGCAAGGUGUUCAAGUCACACAUAUUUGGAAGCCCCACAAUUGUUUCAACUGAUGCAGAAGUGAGUAAAUUUAUUCUUCAAAGUGAUGCAAAGGCUUUUGUGCCAUCUUACCCCAAAUCUCUCACAGAGUUGAUGGGGAAGUCUUCUAUUUUGGUCAUCAAUGGGAGCUUACAAAAGAGAAUCCAUGGACUCAUAGGGGCCUUCUUCAAGUCCCCACAUCUCAAGGCUCAAAUCACUAGGGACAUGCAUAAGUAUGUUCAAGAAUCAAUGGCAAAUUGGAAAGAUGACCAUCCCAUAUAUAUGCAAGAUGAAACUAAAAAUAUUGCCUUUCAAGUGCUAGUUAAGGCAUUGAUUAGUUUGGAUCCCGGUGAAGAAAUGGAGUUUCUUAAGAAACAGUUCCAAGAAUUUAUCUCUGGCCUCAUGUCUUUACCCAUAAACAUACCCGGGACCAAACUCUACAGAUCACUACAGGCAAAGAAGAAAAUGGUUAAGUUAGUACAAAAUGUAAUCCUAGCCAGAAAACAUAGUGGCUUCUCCAAUGUUCCAAAAGAUGUGGUAGAUGUUUUACUCAAUGAUUCAAGUGAGCAAUUAACAGAGGAUUUAAUAGCAGAUAAUAUGAUUGACAUGAUGAUACCCGGAGAGGAUUCAGUGCCAGUUCUUAUGACUCUUGCAAUAAAAUACCUCUCAGAUUGCCCCACUGCUCUACAACAAUUAACGGAGGAAAACUUGAAGCUGAAAGAACUCAAAGCUCAGCUUGGACAACCUUUGUAUUGGAGUGAUUACUUAUCAUUGUCAUUUACACAAAGUGUAAUUACAGAAACUCUAAGGAUGGGAAACAUUAUAAUUGGAGUGAUGCGUAAAGCCAUGAAGGACAUAGAGAUAAAAGGGUAUUUGAUACCAAAGGGAUGGUGUGUUUUUGCAUAUUUUAGAUCGGUUCAUCUUGAUGCGAAUCACUAUGACUGGCCCUACAAGUUCAAUCCAUGGAGGUGGCAAGACAAAGACAUGAGCAGUAGUAACUUCACUCCUUUUGGAGGUGGACAAAGGCUAUGUCCCGGGCUCGAUUUAGCCAGGCUGGAAGCUUCUAUCUUCCUACACCAUUUUGUUACUCAAUUCAGUUGGAGAGCUGAGGAAGACACAAUUGUUAACUUCCCCACUGUAAGAAUGAAGAGGAGGAUGCCAAUUUGGGUCAAAAGGAGAGGGGCAAAGGAGAAUUUAGUGAUGCUAUGAUUACAAUUAAAGUUAUAAUUUUGUCAUAACUUAUCCACGACUCAACACGUGAAUAAAUUGUGGAAAAAAAUUAUAGCUUUAACUGCAGUGUAAGCAUUUUUAGGAAAAUCUGAAGUAACUUUCAUAGAAUAAUACAAACAAGCAACGCACACAUGAAAAAGACAAAGCAAUUAAAAGGAAAAGGACUGGGCAGUAGUGCACACGUGUGGGGGCAUCACAAUCAGCUGACACAUUUGUCCUCUUCCAUAAUCAUGAUUGCAUAUAUCGACGAAAGUAGUACAAAGUUUUGUAGGACCCAAUCGAUCACUGAUUCUUUUCUUUAAUUAAUUAACCUGUUGUCUUUUUCAAUUUUAGCAAGAGGGAGAUACUUCACCAUGCAAUUUCUGCUGUUACCUUGAACUUGAAUAUGUAUAAAUUGAAAUAAAACUUACCAAGGGACCAACUUUUGGCUUUUGUUUUUC
Messenger RNA from Quercus robur (English oak), 2179 nucleotides. Its product is annotated as 3-epi-6-deoxocathasterone 23-monooxygenase CYP90D1. Bases 282 to 1718 code for a protein of 478 amino acids. Gene Ontology annotation, biological process: multicellular organism development; brassinosteroid homeostasis; brassinosteroid biosynthetic process. The transcript has 8 exons. Lineage: Eukaryota; Viridiplantae; Streptophyta; Magnoliopsida; Fagales; Fagaceae. Gene Ontology annotation, molecular function: oxidoreductase activity, acting on paired donors, with incorporation or reduction of molecular oxygen, NAD(P)H as one donor, and incorporation of one atom of oxygen; heme binding; iron ion binding. The record is from RefSeq and is a predicted model, not a curated record.